Prunus dulcis (almond) is the source of this 5550-nucleotide messenger RNA. RefSeq lists its product as uncharacterized. NCBI's taxonomy places the organism in Eukaryota, Viridiplantae, Streptophyta, Magnoliopsida, Rosales, Rosaceae. Gene Ontology annotation, biological process: DNA integration. The record is from RefSeq and is a predicted model, not a curated record. Gene Ontology annotation, molecular function: nucleic acid binding.
AUGUCCGAAUCUGACCAGGAGCAAAGUUCACCUGAGCCACUUUCACCAAGAACCGCUGCUGUACGUGCUGGUUUGAGGAGGAAUUAUAGUUCUUCAAGCGUUGAAUCUAAAAGUUACGAAUCUGAAGGUUCAAGCAACAUGGCAGAGAUUCCAAACAACAACAAUGAUGAAGGAGGUGGUGCGCUUGUUGUCCAACCAAGAAAACCCCUGCGUGAGUUUUCCAUUCCCAAAGUCACCGAUCAACCUUCGUGCAUUGUCUAUCCUCAACUCACAGUUGACAGGUUUGAGCUUAAAAGUGGUAUGAUUCAUCUUCUUCCAACUUAUUAUGGUAAUACCACUGAGGAUCCUUAUAUGCAUAUUAAGCAAUUCUUUGAAAUAUGUGCUACGAUCAAAAUUCAAAACCUUGAUGAUGAGCAGAUUAAGAUGAGGCUAUUCCCAUUCAGUUUAAAAGAUAAAGCUAAGUCUUGGUUAUACUCUUUGCCUAAUGCUUCAAUUCAUACUUGGGAAGAGCUUUCUAAUAAGUUUUUGCAGAAAUUCUUUCCGGCUCAAAAGACUAACAAGAUUAGAAAGGAAAUUCUUGGUUUCACACAAAAGGAAGGAGAAGCUUUUCAUGAAUGUUGGGGGAGGUACAAGGAGAUGAUAAGUUCUUGCCCACACCACAACAUAGAGAGUUGGAUGCAAAUGCAAUCUUUCUAUGAAGGUUUGCUAGAUUCCGAAAGGAUGAUGGUAGAUGCAACAAGUGGAGAAGGACUGAUGAACAAAACAGCAGAUGAGGCUUUUACUCUCUUUGAAUCCUUGAGUGCUAACUCUCAACAAUGGAGCCACAAUAAAGGAAGAGGAGCUCCUAUGAAAGCUGUGGUCUCUGAGGUAAGUACAAAUAAUGAGAUUGCUGCAAAACUUGAUGUUAUGUGUUCUUUGCUUCAACAGGCAGUGACUUGCCCUCUAGGAAACAAAGUGGAAGUUCAAGACCAAUCUUUUGCAGAGCACAUGCUAGAACAAGCAAAUGCCCUUCAAGCAAGGAAUCCUCAAAAUGAUCCUUAUUCAAACACAUACAAUCCGGGAUGGAGAAAUCAUCCUAAUUUCAGGUGGAACAACAAUCCAAAUGUGCAACAAUCUCAAGGACCUCCCCCAGGAUUCCAAACACAACAAAGGCAAUUCAAGCAAGCUCCCCAACAAGUGCAAGAGCAAAGGGGUGAUCAAAUGGGAGAAUUGCAAGACAUGUUCAAGAAGUUCAUGGGGCAACAAAUGCAAACCAAUCAGAACCUUCAAAAUGCAGUGAACAAACUAGAAGUGCAAGUUGGGCAGAUUGCAUCCUCCAUGAGCAAUAGAGCAUCCGGAACUUUCCCAAGCCAAACGGAGGUGAAUCAAAGGCAUCAAGAGCAUGCUAAAGCAAUACACAUCUUGAGAAGUGGUAAACAAGUUGAUAAUAAGGUUGGAGAUGCCAAUGAAGAGCAAGAAGAUGGAGAAAACGUGGAGAUCAUUCAGCCACCACAUGGGCAGCCCACAGCUUCCAACAAACAGUCCAUCAAUGCUCCUGGAAAGAGCACAGGCCCUAAGGUAUCAUCUAAUGCUAAUCAAGUUCCAAUUUCAACUAAUGCUUUUAGGCCUAUUGCACCCUUUCCCAGCAGGUUAUCAAAGUCAAAGAAAGAUCAAGGCUUGGAUGAGAUAAUGGAAACAUUCAAGAAGGUGCAAAUCAACAUCCCAUUGCUCAAUGCCAUUACUCAGAUUCCAAAGUAUGCAAAAUUUUUGAAGGAUCUAUGCACUAACAAGAGGAGAUUCAAAGAGCAUGAACAAGUUGCAUUGAGUGAAGAGGUAAGUGCAGUGUUACAAAGAAAGCUGCCUCCAAAGCUAAAGGAUCCAGGUUCGUUUUCUAUACCUUGCAUAGUUGGUGAUUUUAAGUUUCAAAAAGCUUUGCUUGAUCUUGGUGCUUCUAUAAAUCUUAUGCCAUAUCAUGUUUAUGAGAAACUUAACCUUGGUGAGUUGCAAGCCACAUCUGUGAGCAUUCAAUUAGCAGAUAGAACUAUUAGGUACCCUAAGGGCAUUCUAGAAGAUGUUUUGGUGAAAGUGGAAGAGCUAAUUUUGCCAGCAGAUUUCUUGGUGUUGGAGAUGGAAGAAGCACCAAUUCAUGACAAUCAGUUACCACUCAUUCUAGGUCGGCCAUUCAUGGCAACUGCCGGUGCUAUUAUUGAUGUGAAGAAGGGUACAUUGACCAUGAAUGUGUUUAAUGAGACAAUAGCAUUCAAAGUGUUUGAAGCCUCCAAGUUUCCAAGUGAUGAGCAUGAAAUUUUACCUUCUAUGUUCAAAUUGGGAGACAAGAAGGAAGAUUCAGUCCAAUUGAAUGCUCCUUUCAAGUUUGAUGUUCCAUCCCCAGAUGAUUUGGUUUCUAAUGGAUUGUGGUCCUCUAGAACGGGUUCAAAAGCCAACGUUCUGAGGCAGUCUCAACUAUCUGCAAAUACUGGAAUCUCUUCAUUUAAGUACUCUCAAGCUAAAAUGAGAGUUGAGUUAGCUAGAUUUAUUGCAUGUGCUGAAUUGCCUUUUCGUUUUGCUGAAAAUCGUUGUUUCAAAAGAUUUGUUCAAGUGGCUUUGCAACCAGAAUUUAAGAAAGUUUCUCGCAAUACUAAUAGGAGUGAUGUUGUGAAACUUUAUGAUGAAGAAAAGAAAAAAUUGAUAAAUGUUUUCUCUAAUUUAAAGGGUUCUAUUGCUGUGACUUCUGACAUGUGGGAUGGUGGUAAUAAUUUGCCUUUUAUUUGUGUUACUGCCCAUUAUAUUGAUGAAAAUUGGUUGUUGCAGAAAAGAAUUAUUGCAUUUCGUCUUCUUGAAUUUCCACAUACUGGUAGUUCUAUUUUUCAUGCUAUGAUGAAUGUGUUUAAGGAGUAUAACAUUACUCAUAAAAUAUUUUCUAUUACUUUUGACAAUGCUUCCAAUAAUUCUUCUGCUAUUGAGCAAUUUAAACAUGUUUUACAUCCUCCUUACGGAGGAAAAUUUUUUCAUAUGAGCAUGGAUAGCUACAUAGAAAUUGGAAAGAGGUAUGUAAACCAAUUUGAAUCAUUACCCCCACCUACUAAUAAGGUUUUACCUUCUAUUGUGCAGGCACCAGAGUUGGAAUUAAAGCAAUUGCCAAAACACCUUAAAUAUGCUUAUUUAGGUGAAAAUGAGACUCUACCUGUUAUCAUUGCCUCACAUCUCGGACCAAAUGAUGAAAAUAAGCUUUUGAGAGUUCUAAAAGAGCACAAAACUGCAAUUGGGUGGAGCAUUGCAGAUAUCAAAGGCAUAAGCCCAACACUUUGCAUGCACAAGAUAUUAUUGGAAGACAAUGCAAUGCCUAAGAGGGAUGCCCAAAGACGUCUCAAUCCGAACAUGAAGGAGGUGGUAAGAAAAGAGGUAAUUAAGCUUUUAAAUGUUGGUAUUAUUUACCCUAUUUCUGACAGUAAAUGGUUGAGCCCAGUGCAAGUUGUCCCCAAGAAGUCAGGUAUCACAGUGGUGAAGAAUGAAGCAAACGAACUUGUACCUACACGGAUGACCACGGGAAUUGAGGUAGAUAAAGCUAAGAUUGAUUUGAUUGCCUCUAUGCCCUCACCUACUUCUGUCAAAGAAGUACGUUCUUUCCUUGGCCAUGCAGGUUUCUAUAGGCGUUUCAUUAAGGAUUUUUCUAAGAUUGCAAGGCCUAUGUGCAAUCUCCUUGCCAAGGACAUGGAUUUUGUGUUUGAUCAAGACUGUGAGAAUGCUUUCAAUGCUUUGAAGAAGAUGCUCACAACUGCCCCAAUCAUUAUACCACCGGAUUGGAGCUUGCCUUUUGAAUUGAUGUGUGACGCCUCAGAUUAUGCUGUUGGAGCUGUUUUGGGACAGCGAGUUGAUAAGAAGCCACAUGCCAUCUACUAUGCUAGUAGAACCCUCAACGAUGCCCAACUCAACUAUUCCACCACAGAGAAGGAGUUGUUAGCUGUCAUAUUUGCUUUAGAGAAGUUCAGAUCAUAUUUGAUUACUAACAAGGUUAUUGUUUACACUGAUCAUGCAGCAUUGAAAUACUUGUUAGCUAAGAAGGAUGCCAAACCACGACUCAUUAGAUGGAUUCUCUUGUUGCAAGAGUUUGACUUGGAGAUAAAAGAUAAGAAAGGAAGUGAGAAUGUCGUGGCUGAUCACUUGAGUAGAUUGGUGCAUGUAUCUAAUGAAGAGGAGGAUUCAUUGCCAUUGCGUGAAAGCUUCCCUGAUGAGCAACUCUUCUCCAUUUAUGCUUUGAAUUCUCUCAAUCCAUUGCCUUGGUUUGCUGAUAUUGUUAACUAUUUGUGCACUAACGAACUCCCUACAAGGUUAUCUACUUUCCAACGUGACAAGCUUAGGAAGCAAGCAAGAUACUACUUUUGGGAUGAUCCCUAUCUAUUCAAGCAUUGUCCAGACCAAGUAAUUCGAAGGUGUGUGCCUGAAGGUGAUUUUAAGAGCAUUCUGGAGUUUUGUCAUUCCCACGCAUGCGGAGGCCAUUUUGGAGCAAAGAAGACUGCCAGCAAAGUGCUACAAUCAGGUUUCUUUUGGCCUACCCUUUUUAAGGAUGCUUGUUUUUGUGCUUCAUGUGAUAGAUGCCAACGGAUGGGUAAUUUACAUGCUAGAAAUCAGAUGCCUCUCACCAAUAUCUUAAUCAUUGAUAUAUUUGAUGUUUGGGGAAUUGAUUUCAUGGGCCCUUUUCCUACCUCUUAUGGAUUUGAAUAUAUAUUAGUUGCUGUCGAUUAUGUUUCUAAAUGGGUGGAAGCCAUUGCCACUAGAACUAAUGAUGCUAAGGUUGUGAUCGGUUUUCUCAAAGGAAAUAUUUUUACAAGGUUUGGCACACCUAGAGCAAUCAUUAGUGAUGGUGGCUCCCACUUUGUUAACCAAGCUUUUGCAGCACUCUUGAAGAAAUAUGGAAUCACACAUAAGGUGGCAACACCCUAUCAUCCUCAAACUAGUGGGCAGGUUGAGAUAAGCAAUAGGGAGAUUAAGCACAUACUUGAAAAGACAGUGAACACCACAAGGAAGGAUUGGUCCAUGCAUUUGGAUGAUGCAUUGUGGGCUUAUAGGACUGCUUAUAAGACCCCUAUAGGUAUGUCUCCAUAUAGACUUGUUUUCGGUAAACCUUGUCACUUACCAGUGGAGCUUGAGCACAGGGCUUAUUGGGCAAUCAAAGCCUUCAAUUUUGAUAUGAAAGCCGCUGGUGAGAAGAGGAGGCUUCAACUCAAUGAGCUGGAGGAGUUGCGACAUGAAGCAUAUGAGAACGCAAAGCUUUACAAGGAGAAAACAAAGCAAUAUCACGACAAGAAAAUUCUUAGGAAGACGUUUGAGAAAGGGCAAAAGGUUCUCUUAUUCAAUUCAUGCCUUAAGCUCUUCCCAGGUAAGCUUCGUUCUCGGUGGAUUGGCCCUUUUGUUAUUACUAAUGUGUUUAAUCAUGGCGCAGUGGAGAUUCAAAACAUUAAGGAUGGCAGCACCUUCAAGGUGAAUGGACAUCGGUUGAAACCUUACUUUGAUGCCAACUUUGAUGCCAAUAUUGAGUCUCAAGCACUCAAGGAGCCUCCACCACUCUCUUAA